AUGAGCGCGGCCGCGCAGACCCCGCCGCCGCCGCAGAUGGAGGGCAGCGCCGAGCCGCUGCCCCGCUGGGAGAUCAAGAUCGACCCGCAGACGGGAUGGCCCUUCUUCGUGGAUCACAACAGCCGCACCACCACCUGGAGCGACCCGCGCCUGCGGGCAGCGCCGCAGGAAGGCCAGUCCUCAGCAAACGGCCCAUCUCGAGACAGCCCCCGGCAGCUGCCGGCCAGAGAAGGAAGCGUGGGAUACCCCAAGCUGCGGGCCGGCUACAUCCCCAUCCCCGUCAUCCACGAGGGCCUGGACGGCCGGCAGCAGCACCCCUGCUUCUCUGCCCCGCAGAGGUACAAGACAGAAGCCGUGCCCGGCGCGGGGCAGGCCUAUCCCGGCCCCGAGUCCCCCGCGCCCGCGGAUAAACAGAGCGGACAGACAACGGCAGCUGCACCAGCGCCGGCCACGCACGGACACGAGCCUCCGCCUCCUGGAGCAUCUGAUCCUCCAACAGUUCCCCCUCAGUCCUCUGGCAGACCCAACGCAGGGAGCCAUCAGCUGCCUCGUGGCUAUAUUCCGAUUCCCGUGAUCCACGAGAACAUGCCCCGGCAGCCGACACAGGCCUACCACCAGGCACAGAAGACACACUACCCUGCCCAGCAGAGCGAGUUCCAGGCCCACCAGCCGGUGUUCCACAAGAUCCAGCCCGAGGACAGGGAGCCCAAGGCGCCGCGGGCUCAGUCUCCCUUCAGGGUGGCAGAGGGCUCUUCGAGUCGGGAGAGCUCCCCAGCCAGAGUUACCACCCAGAUGCAGCCCCCAGCUCCCAUCAGAGUGCAGACAGUUGUGGACAGACCCCAGGUUUCUCAGCAACAAGUCCCUCCUCAGGAGCCACCAAGAGCAGCCCCUGCACCUGAAGUGAAGCCUGAGAACAAGGCAGCCCCAGCCCCCGAAACUGAGGCACCGUCAACAUAUAUCCCGAUUCAGGUCACCCACCAAGAACCAGAGCCUAAAGCACCACCCCAGAAGCCUCCAGCCAUGCCAGAGAAAGCUGAUAAAAAGGCUCCUCCCCCUGCUAAGGUUGCUCCCCCCCAGGAAAAGCCUCCUCCUGAGGAAGCGCCGCCGCCCCCGAAGACGAUGGAAACGGGGGAACCUCCAAAGCAUCCCGGUGUUCUGAAAGUGGAAGCAAUCCUGGAGAAAGUACAAAUGCUUGAGCAGGCGGUCAACUCCUUCGAAGGCAAGAAAACUGACAAAAAAUACUUGAUGAUUGAAGAGUAUUUGACCAAAGAGUUGCUAGCCCUAGACUCGGUGGACCCUGAGGGUCGUGCGGAUGUGCGCCAGGCCAGGAGAGAUGGUGUAAGGAAGGUCCAGACCAUUUUGGAAAAACUUGAACAGAAAGCGGAAGAUGUCCCAGAACCUGUUGAUGGACUUCAGCCAAAUUGUCCAGAGCCUAAGGCACCACAGGAAAUCAUGGAGAUUGAACCUGUGGUAGUCAAGAGUAAGGGAGAUACCAGUAAUAAAAAUGCUAAAGAGGAAACCAAAAUGGAAGGACAUCAGCCUGAAACUAAGGAAGAAGUGUUUACCAAUCUGGCUACUACGACAAACACAUCUAAUAACCCAACUGAACCAUAGCUAUGUGCUGAAAUCCAAAUCUCUCAGACUCUAUAACUUAAAGUGUGUUUAAGUGAAUUUUAAGUUGCAUGCAUUUCCGGAGCUCUUUUCAGCUGGUUUUAAUCAACGUAGCAGCUUGGGACACAGUAAACACUUUGUGGGGAAAGGAGGGAGCUAGAAAGAAAGUAAUGCAUUUAUCCUUUAUUCUUACACUAUGUAAAAGACAUGUUUCAAAAAUAAACCCUGUGCAUUAAUUGCUUUUAGAUCAGCUGAGUGGAGGAAACCAAACGACUUCAGGGUUAAUAUUGAUGCGUGUUGUUUAGGGUGUAUUCUUUUGCAGGUGAUUUUUGUAAAAUCAGUGGCCUGCACUGUCAGAAUACCAGUCCUCUUACAAGUAUAGCCACUCUUAACAGUAAUGUUUUUAUUUUUAAUGUUCACAGUUGGGCACUUUAAGUAACGAUGGAUAGAAAGCGUGUAAGAAACUGUAGGGAUAUUUAUAUGUGUGCAGGACUUCAAUGCUAUAUUUUAAGAGGGAAAUAAAAUAAUAUGGAAGCCUAA
This is a messenger RNA of Myiozetetes cayanensis, 2151 nucleotides long. It is a transcript of the gene BAG3, whose product is annotated as BAG cochaperone 3. Gene Ontology annotation, cellular component: nucleus; cytosol; cytoplasm. Gene Ontology annotation, biological process: muscle cell cellular homeostasis; protein stabilization; negative regulation of striated muscle cell apoptotic process. Gene Ontology annotation, molecular function: adenyl-nucleotide exchange factor activity; protein-folding chaperone binding. The record is from RefSeq and is a predicted model, not a curated record. Lineage: Eukaryota; Metazoa; Chordata; Aves; Passeriformes; Tyrannidae.